This is a messenger RNA of Sycon ciliatum, 4126 nucleotides long. RefSeq names its product arf-GAP domain and FG repeat-containing protein 1-like. Bases 237 to 2858 code for a protein of 873 amino acids. Gene Ontology annotation, cellular component: cytoplasm; membrane. NCBI's taxonomy places the organism in Eukaryota, Metazoa, Porifera, Calcarea, Leucosolenida, Sycettidae. The transcript is spliced from 8 exons. The record is from RefSeq and is a predicted model, not a curated record. Gene Ontology annotation, molecular function: GTPase activator activity.
GCAGUGCUCCAUUUGGCCGCGUCAGGAUUCAGGAGCGGCGCUUUUUGCCAUGGCGGCAUCUCCAUGAUCUCACAGAUCUGCAGAGUCAGUGCUCGGAAGCUGGGAGCUGUGAAGAUCGACGAGGCUGUGUAACUGUUGUUGUUUGGUUCGAAGGCCAGCCCGCUUGGAAGACCUCACUGGAAAUCUCCAGUGUUGGCUGUAUUGGAUAGACUUCAGCCUAGGUCUAGAGCGCCAUCAUGUCGUCCGCAGCUGCAAAGAAAAAGCAGGAUGAGAAGAAUCUUCAAAUUCUUCGCGAGCUUGUUGCCAGGCCUCAUAACAAGAAAUGUUUCGAAUGCCAGCAGAGGGGACCGACCUAUGCUGAUAUGACAACUACAGCCUUUUUGUGCACGUCUUGCAGUGGCUUGCUGCGAGGUAUAUCCCCUCCCCAUCGAGUAAAAUCUAUCUCAAUGACCAGCUUCACGCCACAGGAAAUGCAAUCCCUCCAGGAUGGAGGCAAUGAGAUUGCUCGUCAAGUCUGGCUUGCCAAAGGAAGAAUUGAGCCUCCAGACACGAAGGAUGAGGCUGCAUUCAAAAAAUACCUGUCAGAAAAGUACGAGAAGAAGCUAUGGUAUGAUCCUCAUGGCGCAGUGGCGAGGAAGCCUUCGAGCGAUAGCUCGUCGUCUCGUGCAACCGAGUCUUCUAACAAAUCCACAGAAGUGAAGGGGAUUCAAAGGCCUUCAACAACGUCAGUUCGCCAGAGGCCCAACCAGCCCGGUGGGCAGCAGCCGCCCACCUUGGCACAGACAGCUGCAUCUGCAACGUCAGCCAGUGCAACCAGCGCAGCAGGCUCCACUCCACCUGUCCAGCCCGUUGCCGCUGCUUCCACUGCGACAGGCACGCCGCCUGUCGCGCAUGCAGACAAGCCCAAGCCAGCUGCCAAUCUUCUUGAUGACUUAGGUGGCGGUGAUCCGUUCGGCCAACAGCCUCCAGCUGCUAACAACUUCUUUGCUGACUUUGGCAGUAACAACCAAGCUCCGGCACCAGCAGCCAAUCAAGGUUUUGGUGACUUCACAUCGAGUGCUCCCGUCCCAGCAGGUAAUGCCGCGCCUAGUGGAAUCUUCGACUCGCCAGUGAUGCAACCCAGCAACCCGCAUCCAAUGGCCGGUGGUGGUGGUGUUCUUGCACCGAUGGGCUCUACUGGUUCGGGAUUCGGUGGUGGAUCACCUGCAGUCAAUCCUAGUGUCAGCACUAAUGCCCCCGCAGCUCUCUCUGGUAGUGACAAGUAUGCUGCUCUGGCUGAUAUCACAGGCGACUCUGGUAGUGGCCCAAGCACAAUGUUUGGCGGUGGUGGUCCCGCCAGUGCCACCUCUUCCGGCAGUAUAUUCUCUAGCUCUUCCACCUCUGCUGUGCCUCCUUCAUCUGUGAACUGGGGAGGUGCUGCUAGUGGUCCAUCAAGCUUGAGUGGUGGUGCUGGCGGUCCAUCAAGCCUGGGUGGUGGUGCUGCAGCUCCAUCAAGCAUAGGUGGUGCUAUCAACUGGGGAGCUGGUGGAACAAAUGAUUCAUCUAACACUAGCAGUAUAUUCGGCGGUGGAAACCCUCAGGCUGCUGGGUCGAUGAACGGUUCCGCAGCAGGAUUCGGCGCUAUGACUUCCGGCAACGCUGCUGGAGCAGGUUUCGGUGGCGGUGGUAUGAGUGCUGCCGGUGGUAGUGCUAAUCCAUUUGCUGCUGCUCCUGCUGCGCAGCCUACUCCCGCCGUCCCUAGUGGCGGUGGUAUGUUUGGAGGUGCUGCUGCUGCUGGUGGUGGAUUCGGUGCUAGUGGAGCAUCAGCAAGCCCGGCUAUGGCACCAGCAAAUGCAUCCAACAAUGUCGCAGCGUCAGCAGGUGGUGGUGCCAAUCCUUUUGGUGAUAUUGGCAACAUUGGUGGCACAACCAAGGGACCAGCUAGUGGUGUACAAUUCAAGAAGGCCGUAGAGCCAGCUCCAGCAGCACAACCGCAGCAGCAGCAACAACAACAACAACAACAGCAGCAACAACAACAACAACAAGGUUUUGGUGGCCAACAACAGCCAUUGUCAAAUCAGUUUGGUGCUAUGAACAUGUCUGGCCAGCAGCAGCCGCAGCAACAACCUGGUGGUGGAUUUGGUGGCCAACAAUUUGGGCAACAGCAGCAGCAGCAGCCUCAGGCUGGUGGUUUUGGACAACAGCCGCAACAAGGCGGCUUUGGGCAACCCCAGCAGGGCGGAGGCUUUGGACAACAGCCACAGCAAGCUGGUGGCUUUGGACAACCUCAGCAGGGAGGAGGCUUUGGACAACAGCCACAGCAAGGAGGAGGCUUUGGACAACAGCCGCAGCAAGCAGCAGGUGGUUUUGGUCAGGCACAGCAAGGAGGAGGCUUUGGACAGCCCCAACAAGCUGGUGGGUUUGGUCAGCCUCAGCAAGCCGGCGGAUUUGGACAGCCACAGCAAGGUGGAGGAUUUGGUCAACCCCAACAGGGUGGCGGUUUUGGUCAAGCACAGCCCCAGGCUGGUGGAUUCGGUCAAGCACAACCCCAGGCUGGUGGAUUCGGUCAGCCACAACCCCAGGCUGGUGGAUUCGGUCAGCCACAGCCCCAGGCUGGUGGGUUUGGGCAGCCAGCAGCUCAGCAGCAGCAGUCGUUUGGUGGUAAUCAAGGUAUGUUUGGUGGACAAGCACAGGCAGGUGGUGGCUUUGGCCAGCCAGCAGCAGCUGGUGGCUCUGCUGCUGCGGGUGGUGGCUUUGGAAAUUUUGGUGCUGCACCGGCUAAUAAUGCGUCCUCAAACCAGUUCGGUGGAUUCACAUCUGCGGCCACGCCUGCAACCGGCGCAUUUGCUGGUGCAUCCAGCAGCAAUCCGUUCAUGUGAGCGUUUGCCGUUUGCGAAUAGUGCCCUUGCUUGCCACUACCACCGCCGCUGUGGUUGUGUAUGCCGGCGUUACCUCGCGUCUUUCUCUGGCGCGUGCGUGUAUGCCGUGGAGGAAGCGUUACUUGCUUCAUUUCAAUUGUUGAGCACGUUGAAGGCGAUUCAUGGCUGCUACGCUCUUGAUCACUGAAACGGCACACUUUGGCAUGGUAAGCGACUUUCGCGUACCAUGUGUGUGUGUGUGUGUGCUCGACCGCGCGCUUGUACGUGCAGUCAUGUGAUCGCUCAAAGCUACUGCUGCUGCUAGUUCUAUAUAUAUAUAUUCAUGAUGAUCAUGAUGAUGAUACUGUCACCUUUCAAUCAUUAUCCACAUAGCUGCACACUAACCACACCACCGUGAUACCCCGAUUCAUGUCAUCGGGCCGCAUGCUAUAGUAAAGAUGGGUGUUGCGUAGGUCUAUUUUAUUUCCUUUACGUGUGUCUGUCUGUCUGACUGCGUCCGUGCCCGUUUGCCGUGUCCACUCCACUUUUUACACUUGUCCCCUGUGUGUGUGUUGGUGUUUCUUUAUGUUGUUGUGUACUGCUUGUAAAUGCGCCGCCCCGGUGCACUGAAAGCACUCUUCUGUAUAGCGACCCUAUUCUGGGUUUGGUUGUCUUGGGCACCAUUGAGCCCCGGCAUGCUAUAUGCAACUGUAGACUGGUGUCCGCCUUCGCCACCUGCCUGCCUGCUACUGACUUUUAGGAUUGUGUUGAAAUUCAGAUGGCCUGGGACUUUCCAGUAGCUUGUCAAGUUCACUUUUUUCUUUUGGUUUUCUUGUAAGCUUACUCCGUAGAACUGUCCUCCUUUUUUUCCGACUCUCCCUCUCUCCCGCUCUUUUUUAUUCUCGAUAUCAUACUUAUCCAUUAUGCUACAUGUCACACCCUUUGUCCCUGUCCGUAUCUUCGUUUCCCGGCCCGAAUCCUUCUCUGGCUGCUUUGGUGAGAAGCCCAACAGUGUGUAUGUUCUAAACUGGUGUUCUCAUGAUCAGAUCAGGGAGCGCUCGAUGUUUAGUGAUCUGGCUAGUGCUAUGGUGCACGUUAGCACCACCCCUACUGACACGUUCUAUUCCCUUUCUUCCCCCUUUGCUACCCUGUAUCUAUUUGAGAGUUUACGCUACUUACUUUCUCCCUGUUUUUUCUGUUUUGUACCUGUUCUUGUACAGUCUUCUGCUUAUAGCCGUGUCUAUUUUUUUCGUUUCACUUCUCUUCAAGAUGUACUUGUAACUUUAAUA